This is a messenger RNA of Trichomonas vaginalis G3, 1050 nucleotides long. Its product is annotated as locomotory exploration behavior. The record is from RefSeq and is a predicted model, not a curated record. The transcript has a single exon. Bases 1 to 1050 code for a protein of 349 amino acids. Gene Ontology annotation, cellular component: cytoplasm; nucleus. Lineage: Eukaryota; Parabasalia; Trichomonadida; Trichomonadidae.
AUGAGUCAAACUAAAGACUUUUUAUCAACACCAAAACAUUCUCAAGAAGUUUUUCAAGAAGAAGAGCAAGGAAUUGAAGAAGAUUACGAAGAAGAUUAUGAGGAAUCUAUUGAUUCUUCAAAAUAUCCAUACAUUCAUAAAAUAGCCAUUCCACCAUUAGACUAUUCCGGUGAGCUUGCUGUUGCUCUGUUAAUUCUCAAAUGGGUUCCAGAAUAUCGAAAUUUUCAAGUACUUCGAACAGAUGACAAAGAAAUUUAUGAACAAUGUGGUUUUCAAUUUAACAUUACUGAUGAAUAUGACCCUAAGAGACAUAUUUAUUCAAAACAAUCAAAUUUAUCAUUUCCAGAUUACCCUGAUACGCUUACAAUUGCCGGACUUAUAUAUCAUGAAUUUGGUGGAAGAGCAAUUGCGAAUCAUUACAACCUUCCUGGAUUCGAAUUUCAAGAAGAUUUCGACUUUUUAAUCCAAAAACUUUACAAAACUAUGAUUUUACCUCUUGACACAAAGCAAGACUGCGACAUUUCUCGAUUGGCAUCUACUCUAGAUCCUUCAGAUGAUCCAGAUCCAGUAGUUAAACAAGAAGUUCUUGAAUCUCUUAUGAAUUUGAUUGAAGAGCAAUUCAACCAAAGAGUCAGUUGGAUCACUAAGACAAUGAUUCCAGAUAGAUCAUAUAUUCGCCGUGCAAUGGAAGAUAGAAAGAGAUAUUACCAAACUGGAGAGAUUUUGUGCUUAAAUCGAUUCGUUCCUGUUCAUCAAUACCAUGAUAUCAUUGAUCCCGAUGAAACAAAGAAGCAAUCCAUUAAAUUCGUAGUUGUCAAUCGUGGAAAUGCUGGUGCAAACUCAGGUCCAGCGAAUGUAUUGGCUUUCUCAUGGAGAAAUAACUACAGAAGGCUCGGAUUAAGAGGAAAAUCAGGAGAACAAUUAACUGGACUUUUGCAAAAUAUUACAGGAACAGGAUGGGUCCAUCCAAACGGAUCCUGCGCCGAAUGGAACAACUUCGCAAAUGCACUCGAAUAUACCAAACAAAUUCUGAAAACAGACAAAGUUUAA